AUGACGAAGAAAUACCCUACCCAAACGUCUACUCUGUCUGAUUCCACAUCAGCUUUGGCAUCACGAUCAGCCACAGCCAGCUCUCCCAAAAUUGCAAAAUCAACACCCUCAGGCUCCUCUUCGUCUUCUAACCACGAAUAUUGUAUUCACACCACUACCCUCUUCAACAGUCGCACCAAAAAUUUCGAUAAAAACAUUUCUCUCCAAGUAAACACCAAAACAGGUCUCAUAACCAAAGUCAUCACCCGAGAAAACUCAUCAAUAACUUCACCCAAAGACAACGAUAUCGAUCUCCGAAGCAAAACCGUUCUCCCAGGCUUCGUAGACGCGCAUACUCACAUCUUCCUGCACCGUGUCGACGAAGCCGGUUCACCAUAUCUCAAUCAAGAACGAGAUGAAUCUCUCAUCUCCCGCACCAUUCGCGCCACCACCAAUUGUCGUCUAGCGCUCCUAGCCGGAUAUACCACGUAUCGCGAUCUCGGAACCGAAAGAUGCCAUAAUGCCGAUACUGGUGUUCGUGAUUCUAUAAACCGUGGUCUUAUCCCCGGACCGCGGUUGUUCGUUGCGACGGAACCUUUGGCUUCGAGUGGUAGCUAUGAGAUUCGGCAGGAGAAUAAGUUGGGAGGAACGGAGACUCCGCGUUUAAGUGAUCCGUGUGAUGGGAUUGAAGGGUGUAGAGCAGGUGUGAGGAGAAGGAUUGGUGCUGGUGCAGAUGUUAUUAAGAUUUAUGCUGAGUAUCGGAGACGUGCGUUACGCUAUCCGGCAUCUACAUAUAAAGGUUCUGAAGACAUCCAAUUUCCUCCUUCCCGAAAUCGAGGAGAGGAUAUUUUUGGCAGGAGAGAGAGGUUGAGGAAUCCGAAUUCUCUUCUUUGGAGUCAGGAAGAAAUGGAUGUUAUGGUAGCUGAAGCGAAACGCGCUGGUGUUCCGGUGGCUAGCCAUGCUAGUUCAGAAGAGGCGGUAAUCAUGGCUGCGAAAGCAGGUGUUACGAGUAUAGAGCAUGGACUCAUGCCUAGUGAAAAAGCAUUGCAAGUGAUGAAAGAAAUGGGUACAAUCUAUGUUCCUACACUUUCGGUCGUAGAAUUAGAAGCAAAUGAUGGAGGAAGAGCAAUUGCUAUAUGUAAAGAACACACUAGACGAGCCUGGGAGAUGGGUGUAAAACUAGCCACAGGAUGUGACACAGGGCCGUUUCCCCACGGAGAAAAUGCGAGGGAGAUGGAGUUGAUGGUUCAAGCUGGAAUCGAUGUGGCUGAUGUGUUAAGAGCUGCUACAUUAGGAGGAUGGGAAGCUUGCGGUGGGGGAUUGUGUGGGCAGGAUUUUGGAUGGUUGGGUGAGGAUUGGAUUGCAGAUUUGGUUGCUUUAGAUGGAGAUUUGGAAGAAGAUGGGUUUGAAAAAGUCAUCAGAAACGUCAGCUGUGUCAUAAAGGACGGAACUCUAGUGGUAGCAGAUGGGAAGAUUGUUGGUUUUGUGUGA
Botrytis porri is the source of this 1470-nucleotide messenger RNA. RefSeq lists its product as uncharacterized. The record is from RefSeq and is a predicted model, not a curated record. Gene Ontology annotation, molecular function: hydrolase activity, acting on carbon-nitrogen (but not peptide) bonds. Bases 1 to 1470 code for a protein of 489 amino acids. Lineage: Eukaryota; Fungi; Ascomycota; Leotiomycetes; Helotiales; Sclerotiniaceae. The transcript has a single exon.